AUGGAAAGUCUGCUAGCUAAAGUUAACGAGCUACAAAAACUAGUCAAUCUCUCCCAUGUUAAAGUUGAUAUUUCACUCCCUCAAAUUGUAGUCGUUGGUGCUCAAUCUGCGGGGAAAUCAAGCGUGCUAGAAAGUAUUGUUGGAAAAGAUUUUCUUCCCCGAGGCCAAGGAAUAGUGACAAGAAUGCCUCUAAUCAUCCAAUGCCAUAAUGAUGAAGAAGAAUUUGCAAUAUUCCAGCAUCUCCCAAGUGUUAUAUUUAAAGACUUUGCCAAGGUUAGAGACGAAAUUAUUGCUGAAACAAACAAAAAAGCAGGGAGCAGAAAAGCGAUUGUUGACCAGCCAAUUCUUCUUGAGAUUUAUUCACCACUGGUUGUAAAUAUAACUUUGGUUGAUUUGCCUGGGCUAACGAAAAAUCCUGUUGGAGACCAGCCACGAAAUAUAUCAGUUUUAAUCGAAGAAAUGGUUUUAGAUUAUAUUAAAAAGGAAAAUGCCAUUAUUUUAGCUAUUUCUCCUGGAAAUAAUGAUAUAGCAAAUUCCGAUGCGUUAAAAAUUGCAAGAGACGUCGAUCCAAGAGGAGAAAGAACUUUAGGUGUGCUUACAAAGCUAGAUAUUAUGGAUAAAGGAACAAGUGCAAUAAAUGUCUUGCUUGGUGAAGAGUAUCCAUUAGCUCAUGGGUAUGUUGGUGUUGUUUGUAGAUCUCAAGCUGAUAUUACCAAUAAUGUCUCAAUUUUAGAUCAUUUGGAUAAAGAGGCUGAAUUCUUCAGGACCCAUCCUGACUAUAAGCUAAUUCAAGAUCAAGCAGGGAUUCCUUAUUUAACUCAAAGACUUCAAGAAAUAUUAUUUGAAAAACUCAAACGUGCACUUCCUAGCAUAAAGGAGGGAAUCGAUUUCCAACUUGAACAUAGAAGUAAUGAGCUCGAAAAUUACGGAGAUCCUAUCGGUGAAAAUAAGGCUUUGCAGCAAAAUAUAAUUAUAAAAAUAGCUAGCGAUUAUUGUAGAUUUUUAGAGGAAACUAUAGAAGGAAGAACUGACAAAGACGAGACAGGUACGCAAAUCAGGAAAAUUUUAUUUUCAUUUUUUGAAGAUAAACUAAAACAAAUUAAUCCAAUGGAAGAAAUUACAGAUAAUGAAAUAUUGGAGCAAAUAAGCAGCACAAAUGGAAUUCAUGGAACUUUGCUGAUCCCAGAACAAACAUUCAGAGUAUUUUCGAGAAAAGCAAUAGAAAGCAUUAGAGCACCUUCUUUUCAAAUUCUUCAUUUAGUAAAAGAUUCACUUUUAGCUUUGACUCAGAAAAUUUCAAGUCCUUAUUUUAGUAGGUUUAAAAAUCUGCAUCUUUUAAUAAGCGAAAUUACAGAGAAAAUUAUUGAAGAUAAAUAUGAGAGUACUUAUGAUAUGAUAAAAAGGAUAUUUGAUAUGGAAAACAAUUAUAUAAAUAUUCAUCAUCCUGAUUUCAUUGGGGGACGUAUUGCUAUUGAAAAAACAAAAAAGUUUGAUGAAGCUAAUGGAAAUCAGCUAAAAAUGCAAGUACCAGUCCAAGGCGACAGUUUAUUUGGCACUACUCAAAAUAAUGGAAACCUAUCUAAACAAUCGCCAUUUACCAGCCUUUCUAGCAAUCAGCAAGCACCUGCCCAAAAUAGUCUUUUCCCAAGCAGCCAGCAAACUUUGGGUUUUGGCCAAAACCCAACAAAUAAAACAAAUAGUAUUUUCCCUAGUAGCCAGCAAACUUCGGGUGUUGGCCAAAGCCCAACAAAUAAAACAAUAACAUUAAAUCAGAGUGAUUUAAAAAAUAUAGAGCUUGUGAGAAUCCUUGUAAAGUCAUAUUUUGGAAUCGUUAGAAAAAACAUUGGAGACUAUGUUCCAAAGGCAAUUUUAAGCUUUCUGAUUCAUGAUGUGCAGGAGUCGCUCAAGGAUUCAUUGGUUGCUCAAUUACUUGGUGAAAAAUUCAAUGAAAAAAUUUUGGAUGAGGGAAAAAUCAUUCCAAAGAAAAGAGAAGACUGCAAAGAAGCGAUUGCAUUGUUAAGAGGUGCCAAAAAUAUUCUUACUCCCCCCCCCCCCUCCGUGAGCGAACAAAAAAAUUUUGUUCGCUCACGGAGGGGGGUUAAAUUUUUUUUUUUAAAAAAAAAUUUAUAUAUAAAUUUUAUAAAAAAUAUUUUUUUCGAAAUUUAAAAAAAUCCUAAUUUGCAAAAAUUGGGAAGCAAAUAUUAAUUUAAUUUGCAAAAUUUAUGUUUUAAAACGCAAUUUGUUUAAAAUUAAACAGAAUUAGCUCUAGAUUUCAUUAUACUAAUUAUCACUUAUAUAUCAAAAUUUUUUUCCAUUAAAAUUUUUUUCUAUUAAAAAAAUUUUUGUUCACUCACGGAGGGUGGGUUUUUGGUCAAAAAAUGGCGAUUUUUCUAAUGGUUUUUGUUCGCUCACGGAGGGGGGGGGGGGAGUUAGGAAUUGGAAUAUUUCUAGUAACUAA
Messenger RNA from Blepharisma stoltei, 2458 nucleotides. The record is from the annotation of a GenBank genome assembly. Lineage: Eukaryota; Ciliophora; Heterotrichea; Heterotrichida; Blepharismidae.